Penicillium verrucosum is the source of this 891-nucleotide messenger RNA. RefSeq lists its product as uncharacterized. The record is from RefSeq and is a predicted model, not a curated record. The coding region runs from base 1 to 891 and encodes 296 amino acids. NCBI's taxonomy places the organism in Eukaryota, Fungi, Ascomycota, Eurotiomycetes, Eurotiales, Aspergillaceae. The transcript is spliced from 4 exons.
AUGACUGAAUCAAGUCGACCUCAUUCCUUUCUCAGGUCCCUCUUCCAAAGACUUAAAGACCUUGAGCCUGAUUUCCCUUCCCCUGAAGACCUUCAGGGACUUGGAAUCCAAACAUUUGAAGUGCCCUUCGACCCGGACGAAGAAACUCUCAAAUUUAACCCGUGCUUCUUUCGACCACACCCAGAUAAACUCCUUGAAAAAUAUCCUAUCCAUCCUGAAGUGGACCAGGAUUAUCGUGAGAGUUAUCUGAAGAUACAACGUGCCCGCACCAUACAGGAAUACAUCGAUGAUUCCCCAACGGAACAUCAAUAUCCCCCACACACCGCUCCAAUAUUUGAGAAUCUCACGUGGAUGGACCGUGAUCAUUAUGAGUUCCACAACAUUGAGUACGAACAAGGCCAGGAGAUAGAGAGUGUUAUCGGUUCUCACCUGGACAUGCAAAGACAAGGACCAUCCGAUUACUUCACGCUUGAACAACUUAGGAACCAAGAAUAUUGGAGGCAACUCGGCCUACAAAGCAGGCGAUCCUUGGCCUUCGGAGGGCUAUUUAGCAAAAAGAACAUGGGGAGUGGUCAUAUUGCUCACAUUCGUCCUACUGAGACAUGUCGAGGAAUCACUACACAUGAGCUGAGAGCUAUUGUGUGCACGAUGCUCCUUCGAGUAAAUCACAAACCUUUCCGUAGAUGCCGCAUCCAUCCAGUUUUGGUUUUCUCUUACAUGGGCGAUCAACAGGGGAGAAUCAUUCAGGCUUUGUAUGAUGGAAAGAAGAUAAUCUUGCAGUGCUCGCAACUAUGGAACUUCGGGGACGAAGAAAAAGCUCCUGUGGAAUUGUUCGUUCGGUAUCGUUUGUCUGAGCCAGUCGGUGGUACGUACACAUUGUCUAUUAGAUAA